AGAGUUAUCAAUGUAAUUUGUUUACGUAAUUAUAUUUUAUUUAUUAGCAGGAAAUUAAAGUUAUAAUAAUUAUCUUCAUGUGAUUUUGAAAGGUUUGGACUUCGCACUUUGGCAAAAUGGCAAUUUUAAAAACAAAUAACGGGUGAUUUGCAACUAAUAAAGUGCACAAUUUCUGGUUUUUCCGCUAUAAUUUAUUAUGGCACUUCAAUCUGUAGUUCCUGUUAUAAUUUGCUGGUGAUCACUGAAGGUAACUCUGUUAAAGCUACUUCUUAGCCGAGCAAUUGACUGGACUGAGAGCAAGAUUAGAUAAGUAGCACUCGAAAUUGUAUAAAUCUAGGAUCAAUCACAAUUGGGAUACCUGCUUAUUGGAAUCUGAUAUAAAGAUUUAGUGAGAGAAUACGCAGAAUUUAGCAUGGAUGCUAAGAAUGCAAACUCCGCUUUGCAUCCAAUACUCAAAAACUAUUCCAAUGGUGGUAGUUACAAUAGUCCCGAGUUGCACGUUGAAAGGCCCAUUUAUCAAAUACAAGAUCUUCAUAAAGAUACGCUCUACGAAAAACCAUAUUCCACAGUAAAAACAAAAGCAGCCAGUUACUGCAACUCAAUUCACCCAGCUCAGUGCCUUUUAGAUCGAAUACCAUUGUUAAGAUGGUUACCCGAGUACAGUUGGAAGAAAAGCUUUCUAUCGGACAUUAUUAGCGGUAUCACAGUAGCAAUUAUGCAUAUCCCUCAGGGCAUGGCUUAUGGGCUGUUAGGCGGUGUUCCACCAAUCAGUGGAAUUUACAUGGCUUUUUUUCCAGUUCUGGUUUAUUUUCUUUUUGGAACUUCAAGGCAUGUCUCUAUGGGUACGUUUGCCAUUGUUUGUCUCAUGACGGGAAAAGUUGUUAGCGAGCAUGCAAAUGUGGAAAUAAUGCCAAAUGGAACCGAAAAACUUAUGGAUUCGUACACGGAGGGAUCUCUGAAACUCACCAAUGUGGAAGUGGCCGUAACAGUCACUUUCGGAGUAGCUGCUUUACAGUUAGUGAUGUUUGCAUUACGACUAGGUGCAGUUUCCAGCCUGCUCUCCAACAAUUUGGUGAGUGGAUUUACAUGCGCGUCCGCCUUUCAUGUAGCAUCUUCACAGUUGAAAGAUCUUUUAGGCCUUGCCAUUGGCAAAAGACGAGGCAAUUUUUCGUUCAUUUAUACCCUAUACGAUGUGGGAUUGGCUCUACCAAAAGCAAACUCAACUGCUGUAAUGGUGUCUUUAAUUAGUUGCGUUAUCCUGAUGUUAAACAACGAGCUAUUCAAGCCAUGGCUGGGUAAACGAUUUAAAAUGCCGUUUCCGAUCGAGCUUGUGGCAGUUGCAUUGGGCACAGGGAUAACAUAUUUUUCUGGAAUCGACAGAACGCAUAAUGUUACAACUGUUGGCUACAUCCCGACUGGAUUGCCUGAGCCUGUGAUUCCAAUAUUCAAUUUGCUCCCGGAAAUAUGGGUAGAUGUGGUUGUAAUUACAAUGGUAUCCUAUACAAUUACAAUGUCGAUGGCUUUGAUUUUUGCCAGGAAACUCUUGUAUGAGGUGGAUUCCAAUCAGGAACUUUUGGCUUUGGGCUUAAGUAACUCAGUGGGUUCCUUCUUUUCUUGCCUGCCUGUAACAGCUUCAUUAUCCCGUUCGAUGAUCCAGCAAAGUGUUGGCGGCGUUACUCAAUUAGCCAGCGUGAUCAGCAGCAUUCUACUGCUUAUCGUGCUUUUAUGGGUGGGCCCAGUUUUCCAGACCUUGCCCCGAUGUGUCUUGGCCAGUAUAAUCGUCAUUGCCUUAAAAGGAAUGUUACUGCAAAUUAAAGAUCUACCUCGUCAUUGGCAUUUAAGCCGAUGGGAUGGACUGGUCUGGGGAAUAACAUUUUUCGUAACGUUGUUUGUACAAAUUAGCAUCGGAUUAGCCGCGGGUGUAGCUGCUUCUUUAGUCAGCGUUGCCGCUCAAGGAUUAACUCCACGGGCCUCAAUUUUAGGACGUUUGGCUGGUACUGACCUGUAUUUGGAUUUGAAAAGACACAAAGCGGCCGAAGAAGUUCCCGGUCUAAAAAUCAUCCACUUUGUUGGAGGAUUAAGCUUUGCUUCGAGAGAUUCGUUUAAAGAGCUGUUCGUGCAAAAGGUUGGAUUCGAUCCUACAGCUAUUUUGAGGAAGAUAGUGAAACUGCGAGAGAGGGGGAUUCAAAUGGACGCAGAAGAGCAGAUGAUAACGAAAGGAAUAAUUAUCGACUUUUGUUCAUUAACAUUUCUGGAUCCUUCUGGCGUGAGUUUUCUUAGGCAGUUGCAAUCGGAGCUGGACAGUUUGAAUAUAACUUUGUACAUAACUGGAUGUUCAGGUCGAGUAUAUGAAGUGAUAACUAACUGUGAUAGAUGGGAGAAGAAAGAUAGCAAUUUUCUUAUUUUUCCCACAGUUCAUGACGCUGUGCUUUAUAAUCAAUCAAACGGCUUAAUAAAAGAUAUUGUAGCAUUUGGUGAAAAAAAUAAAUAAGAAUUAAGCUUUAUUAAAGCUUAAAGCAAAUUGAUGAAAAGAAACCGUCAUCAACUCAGUCAACCGAAUUUACUGUAAAGUAGGAAAUUUUUCUCAUUAUUCAAGAUAUCGUACGUCAUUAAGCCAGUUACUUAAUUUGUAUAUUAAUAAUUGUACGUACUUUC
This is a messenger RNA of Dendroctonus ponderosae (mountain pine beetle), 2655 nucleotides long. Its product is annotated as solute carrier family 26 member 10. The transcript has 16 exons. The record is from RefSeq and is a predicted model, not a curated record. The coding region runs from base 413 to 2491 and encodes 692 amino acids. Gene Ontology annotation, molecular function: oxalate transmembrane transporter activity; sulfate transmembrane transporter activity; bicarbonate transmembrane transporter activity. Gene Ontology annotation, biological process: transmembrane transport. Gene Ontology annotation, cellular component: membrane. Lineage: Eukaryota; Metazoa; Arthropoda; Insecta; Coleoptera; Curculionidae.